Molecule: messenger RNA, 1175 nt
Organism: Temnothorax curvispinosus
Lineage: Eukaryota; Metazoa; Arthropoda; Insecta; Hymenoptera; Formicidae
Product: coenzyme Q-binding protein COQ10 homolog B, mitochondrial-like
Exons: 3
Coding region: 341-844 (167 amino acids)
Biological process (GO): cellular respiration; ubiquinone biosynthetic process
Cellular component (GO): mitochondrion
Molecular function (GO): ubiquinone binding
Source: RefSeq, a predicted model, not a curated record
UCAUAAUUGGAGAAUCACUGAAGUAUUUUGUGUAUUAUUUGUAUAAUUAAAAGAAAAACCUACGAUUACGUUUAUCAUCCGAUGUGAUGCUGUCAUCGAUGAUUAAAGUCGAAUAUAGGAUUAGGAUGGCGUUGGUUCGAUUUUGAUGUAUGAUUGGAGAAUUUUGGCAUGUCAGACGUUAAAGUUUAAACGCAUGUUGCCAGACAUCGCGAGAAAAUUCAACGUUUUGUCCUCGACAUGCACAGUCACGUGUGUGUAAAAACAUUCCAGGCACGCGCUCGUCCUGGCACAAUCGGCAUUGCCAUGGAAAUGCGAUUCUUCCAAGCGGAACUUGUGGCGAAUGUACAGAACACAAGCGAGUUACAAGACCAAAGAGUACGAAGGUCGCAAAUUAGUGGGCUUCUCGAUGGAGAAAAUGUACCGCAUAGUCGCCGACGUGGAGAAUUACAAAGAUUUUUUACCCUUUUGCACGAAAUCUGAGAUCACGAUGAAAACCAAAGACUUCCUGAAGGCGAACUUGGUGAUUGGAUUUCCGCCCAUAAACGAGAAUUAUACGUCGAAGGUGACCAUGGCGUAUCCGAGGAUAGUUAAAGCUGAAUGUAGGGACGGCAGAUUGUUCGAUCAUUUGGACACCCUGUGGCUGUUUAGUCCCGGACUGAAAAACAAUCCUGAAACAUGCGUGAUCGAUUUCUCGUUGUCCUUCGAGUUCAGAUCCGUCUUUUACUCUCAUUUGUCAAAUUUAUUUUUCAAUAAGAUUGUGAGGCAAAUGGAGAACGCCUUCCUUGAAGAAGCGACGAGAAGGUACGGCCAGCCGUGCUUAAAGGCGGUACGGCUGCAAAGAUGACAAGAGAUACUUUUAGAGAUCAUUGAAUAAUAUUUAUUUUUGUUGGCUUAAUGAAUUUAGUGUUACAUAAUUAUUUUUAAAAUAAAUGUGUGUAAAGUUUAACAAGAUUAUGUAACGGAAAUUGAUGUGACGAGAGAUGACGAACCAAGUAAAUGCUUUUACCAUGGAACAUUUACUUAACAAUAAGUGUAUGAAACAAAAACAUUUUCUUUUGAAAAUCUAGUCAAACUUCCAUAAUAUGUAUAUACGAAAAAUCAAUGAAUUAUGAAGACUACAUUUAAUAUAAAAUGUGCAAAAAUAUGUUACGUGGAGCAUAGAUUAUUUACCUGAA